Molecule: messenger RNA, 1128 nt
Organism: Somion occarium
Lineage: Eukaryota; Fungi; Basidiomycota; Agaricomycetes; Polyporales; Cerrenaceae
Source: the annotation of a GenBank genome assembly
AUGACCACCCAGUCUGAGCAUUUCGACCCCGAGAAGCUCUUGGACCAAUACCUUACUGCGGUCCGAGAUGUGGAACUUUCGAGGCUGGCUGCUUUCGUUGUGGCCACCGCCGUAAUAUACGAUUAUAUUGUAACAUUCGACCUUGAGAUCGUGUUAAUAUGGGGGAAACGAUGGUCUAUUAUUAAAGCCGUAUAUUUGUGGCAUCGUUAUUUUGGUAUUCUAUGUGUCAUAUUUCAGGUAGUAGCCCUAACAUAUAAUGGUGUCAAUGAUGGUUUGUCAGUUGUCAGUUUUCUUUCUACACAGAGUGUUCGUGACGUUCUUUCAGGUAACUUCUGGAUCCACUGGGAGACAUGGGGUUAUUCUGCCCUCAUAUUCUCUUCCGAACUGGUUCUUAUCCUAUGGAUAUGGGUAAUCUGCAACAGAAGUAGGCUGGUGCUGGUCACUUUACUUGGUUUAUUCGCCGCCGAGGUAACCGGAGUGAUCGUUGUCCUCGUGAUUUCAUUUCGCCACACCGUUGGUAGUGCACAUCUGCUGCCUAACAUGACGUAUUGCUUCGCAAGGGGUACUGUGCCCUCGUUCAAGUUUCUCUGGGUUCCUGUAUUGGGCUUCGAUACAAUUCUGCUUGCCAUCUAUCUGUACCAAGGCUACAGAACACGCGGUUUGCACAAGCGUAAAGGCUUCAGCUCGAUGCAUAUGAUUUACAAACACUCCUUACUGAAUUUCCUCGCUAUAUUCGCCUCUUACUUAUCAUGCGCCACGAUGUGGAUAGUUGCAGAGCCAGGACUCAUUCAGAUACCUGCCAGCUUCGCCCUCGCCCUCUCCAUCACUAACUGUACACGACUUCUUCUGAAUAUUCGGCGCGCGUAUUAUAUUGGACCCAGCCACAUGCAUUUGAGCAAUGGAUCAGGCUUGGUUAUUCACUCAAGUGGCUUCGGUACACCCAACUCGGCUACACCUUUAGCGAGUUUACGGUGGGCCCGGCGCGACAACUCCAUGGAAUCAAUUCGUAGCCAAACCAUGCUAGAUGAAGACGUUGAUAGUUCUGACACUCUUUACAAUGGCCUCGGAGGUCCAUCAGGUUCGCACUACGAGAUGAACGAGAUAAAGUCCUCCGCCGGCGAAGCAUAG